GUGACACUGACGCUGCUGGUCUAGAGACCACACUUGGAGAACCACUGUGCUAGUGCCACAAGGAAGAGAGUCCUCCUGGAGCUGAAGCAGGCAGUGUGAAGAUCCAUGUGGAGCUCCUUAACCCACAGCUUUUCUGACCAUCCAGUUGGCAAAGACCUGCAGGCCAUGAGGACUGGUCAAAGACAGUGAGAGGACGUGAAAGGGUAAAUCCCUGAGCCCCGCAGUCUUAUUUCCUGCCCUGACGUCCCUGCAAACCAGCCUAAGGGUUAACUGUAAGCGGAUGCCUGUAUGGCUGCCUUACUGAUGCCACGCAGGAACAAAGGGAUGAGGACUCGACUGGGAUGCCUGUCUCACAAGUCAGACUCCUGUAGCGAUUUCACAGCUAUUCUUCCUGACAAACCCAACCGCGCUCUCAAGAGACUAUCCACAGAAGAAGCUACUCGAUGGGCAGAUUCCUUCGAUGUGCUUCUCUCCCAUAAGUAUGGGGUGGCCGCCUUCCGCGCCUUCCUGAAGACAGAGUUCAGCGAGGAGAAUCUGGAGUUCUGGCUGGCCUGUGAGGAGUUCAAGAAGACCAGGUCAACUGCAAAGCUGGUCUCCAAGGCCCAUAGGAUCUUUGAGGAGUUUGUGGAUGUGCAGGCUCCGCGGGAGGUAAACAUUGACUUCCAGACCCGAGAAGCCACGAGGAAGAACCUGCAGGAGCCAUCCCCGACUUGCUUUGACCAAGCUCAGGGAAAAGUACACAGCCUCAUGGAGAAAGACUCUUACCCCAGGUUCCUGAGGUCCAAAAUGUACUUAGAUUUGCUGUCCCAAAGCCAGAGGAGGCUCAGUUAGACCUCAGAUGGGGACUCUUGGAAAUCACCGGCUUUCCCCUCCCCUUGCUGCCAAGACCAUAUUCUAAUGUGAAAUGUCAUAAGUGUUCAAUAGUGGUGGCAUUUGGGGUGGUGGGCUGGGGGUGAGGAGGGAAUGAAGGGUCAUUCCAGGGUAUUGGCCCAGCUGCCGGAUCUCAGACUCUACUGCAUUUACCUGUGUUUGUGUUUCGGUUACUUGUAGCACCUUGCCACUGUCACCCUUCUCUGGAUCAGCAACUCACCCUUCAUAAUGCCUUAGUUCACUGUGCUGAGAAGGCAGAUUCGCUGUGCUAGGCUAAUCUGUAAAUAAUGCAAAUGCAAUUUCCACCACCUCCGUACCCCUCAUAGUUAGGGUUCCUGAUUCUCCACUUGUCCUAUACCCCUGGAAAGAAUAACUGGAAGACCUGGGCUCACAUCUGUGAUGUGCUGUCACAAUGCAGUGGCCAGCCCCAGUGCUGGGACCUCACAGCUUAGGAGAGAGGUCUUUGUGGAAUCCCAGGUGACCUCUGGGAGAAGGGGCGAACUCCAUGGAGUUGGUUGUUUCUUCCAUUUCCAUUGAACCAUUGUGAAAAGCUGUGGUCACUGCCCAUCUUAGCCUAGGCCUACUCUUGCAUUUCCAGAAAGGGUCUUGGGAGAUGUUCUUCAUGACUUCUGAAGUGGAGCUGCCAUGAAGAAAGAUACAGUUUGCAGAUCUUUCUCAAUCUUACCAAGGACUUUUCCAGAAGUCGAAUGGCCAGGGAAUGUAGCACCAGUUGACUGUUGUGCGAUGGGUCAUCAUAUAACCUGUUUGUUGCUUCAUGUAUGCUCUGCCCUUGCCUCCCUGUGACACUGCACAUCACUGAUCUCUUAGGAUGACAGACAGCUUGGCAAAGGGAGGUGAAUUCCCAUAGCACAAACAGCUCUCACGGUGCCUAAUACUUUCCCUAUCUCUCCACCUCCCCCUUCCAUGCAGGUCAUGUAAUUAUGAUGGGGGAGAAUGGGAACUGAGGCUGACACUCUUUUUCCAGCUUGCUUCCUGGGAACAUGCUUUCUCAGAAAGGUUCAUCUCCUGGCUAUCAAGAAGCAGCUUUCUUCUGGAUCUCUGACCUUUUGGGACUGAACAUGAAAUAGGAGGUGUGGCUAAGAAGAUCACUGUGAACAUCUGGCUGUGUGUAGAACCUUCCUAAAAUGCUUUCAUGGUACCUUGGAGCUAUUCUUGAAAAUGUGUCAGGAAACUCUUCCUUGGAGGGUGAGUGAGCAGCAUGGAACCUACUCUACCUACCCAGGAAAAAGCUGACUUUGGAACAAAAAGCAGUGCCCAGGAGAUGAAUCCUCAGCAGAGAGACCAGAAAGUGGAAGAGGAGCCUGGAAGAGGCCAGUCUCCAGGUGGACUGACUCACAGAGAAUGUGGUGGAGAUAAUAUUGGGAUAGUUCACCACCAAUAAAUUUGGAUUCAUUGCAGAGCUGCAGAACUUUCAGCUUGACAAAAUGAAACAGCACAUGAUUAGACAUGAGCUCCAGAGUGCAGGUGAUGGAGAAUUGGGCUGAAGCAUUCUCCUAUUGUGUAGUGAUGAGCCUUUUUAGGUUAUGCUGAUAUUCCAGUGUUUGUAUUCCUGUCCAGCAUCAUUGAGAAUCUCUUCCUUCCUUGGCAACAGGUGGGCAAGGCCAAGAAGGCCACUGAGUCCCACUAGUGUUAGGGCACUGCCCUGCCAUGGUGGCACAUUGUUAUCUGUGAGUGAGGGCGGGAGUGACUGUGUGAACCCCAGGGAGAGAGAAGAACACUUGCCUCCUAGCCUUCAUGCUGAAGGGACCUGUGGAAUUUCAUGUUCCAGAACUCCCAAUCCUCACGUGGGUCUUCCUAGUUAGAUCAGGUAGUAUCCCCACCCCCCUCAAUCCUGGUAAAAAACCAUUCUUAGCUAAAGCUGCCAGAAUUAAUUUAAUAACUAAAUUCUCUAACAGGGUAUUUUAAACAUUGUUUACAUAUGAAAUGUGCAUCUGCUGCCAACUGUACUGUCAAAUUUGAGGUGCAUACAAAUUGGAACUGCACAGUUAUGGAAAUGUGAAAUGUUCUGAGAGGGGCCUUUUCACCACUUCCACUAUCCCAAGGGGAAAAGUCUCGACAGGAGUCUCGUGUGGUGGUCUCAUUUGGGGCCUAGACUUGUUGCCAACUAUUGGUGGAAUGAAGGCUUGCAGAUGGUGGUGUCAUGGUGCCCUGGUGGCUUCCUCCCACAGUGGGGAGGUGUGAAGGACCAAGCUUGGGUAUCCUGAGUUUUGCAGCUAAGCAAAGGGAUGUGGGCGUGUGUGCAUGUGUAGAGGAACACGAUAGCUAUAUUUGUGGCACUCCUGUGGAGUGUCUCUGUGUUCGCGUGCAUGUGAAAAUUGUGAGCAUUAGACUAGUACACCGCAGACAUGGUCUUCCCAUGGUGGGGAGCUUUCCUCACACCCUGCCUACCCUGCUUCCCAUGAAAGGCACAGAGCCCUCUGCUCUGAUGCCGACGUUAGGCACAUUGGUCAUGCCAACCCAGAUUUUGAUCUGUGAUGAAACAAAGAGAAAUGUUUACAACAUCUAGAGCAAUAUCCAAGCAUACCUCAUCCCUGAGCUUCCAUGUCUCCCAGCCCCGCCCUGUCUCCUCUUUGCUCUUCCCCAAGCCCUGACGCACCUUGUGGCAUUGGCAGGUGACACUUCCACUUACCGUCUUCCCUUUGCUCCUCACACCAGGCUUGUGCAGUGGGCUGCCUUCUGGACUCAAGGCUUGCUCUGGUCCUGGGGUGUGUGUAGGCUCAAGGCAAGUCCAGACAGUAAGCUGGGCAGAGCUGUGACGUUUAGAACUGCUGUUUAGAACGUUUCCAUCCCUGAGUGGUCUUUAGCCCCACUGGAGUACUAACCUGUUCUGGGGCGGGUGUGAGAUUUUCCGUUGUCUUUGGUGAAGUAAAGAGAGCACAGUCCAUGUCAACCAGUCACAGCCUUGGGCACCUCUGGACUGGGGAAGGAGCCUCUGAGGCACUCUGCAUUUCUUAAUAGACUGGAGCAUGCACAGGGGUCACCUGGAAAGACUGUUACAAGUGCUAAUUCCUAGGUUCCAUUCCCAGAGAUGCUGAUCUGACAGAACUGGGAUGGGACCCAGAAAUCUGCAUUUUUAAUAAGCUCCUGGGUGUGUAGUAGACUGUGGACGUUGUGGCUUGCAACGUUGGCUGCUCAUUAGAAUCACGUGCGGAGCUUUAAAAACUCGCAUGUCGCAGGUCCCACCCCAGAACAGCUAAAUCAGAAGCUCUUUGGUAGGGACCCAGGCGUCAGUAGCUCUUAAAGCUCUACAGGUGACUCCAGUGUGCAGAUGGGGUUAGGAAGCACUGGCCUGAGGAGUGAGAAGGAACACGGCUGAGGUAAAGUACAGCUGUGAGGGUCCAGGGACAAGAGCGUGCCCAGACACAGACAAGCACAGUGACCAGGAAACCCGCCAGCCAGCUGCCCUCUGUGCCCUCUCAGCCUGACGUGCUCCUUGGACAUAAGACUGCUUUGGCCCAAGUUAUGUGCACUGUUUGGCAGCAGGUAUGCCAAAGGUGGGGAGCGAAGGCUACUUGAUCAAGAGAUCCAAGCUCUGUUGUGUGUCUGAGUCCUGUCGCAGGCUUCCUCCAAGCUUGCUCUGGGGGCUGUCUCCCAUUUGUUUUCAUGCGCUCCUUUGUUUGGCCAUCUGUGUUGGGCUGUGCCCUGUACCCAAGGCCAUGCAACAUGGUAGCCAGAGCUCAGGUAGUGGGUAAGAGUGUCAUGCUAGUGGUAAUAGUAGUAGCAUAGUGACCUCCACCUUUCUCUCUGGAAGGUGUCACAUCCUGGGGAUAUCAAGAUCUGUGAGGCUUUGUAAGGCCACAGUAGGGUUUUGAUCUUUGUUCCAACCCCUUCCUAUGCCCUCUUUGGUCCUAGGCUGGAGGGGCAGCUGGGGAGUACCUAGCUGAUUUUGCUCUCUGGUGCUCUCCCCAGAACUUGCUGCUGUGAAUAAACCAAAGCUGUGAAGUAGCGUCUGUCCGGGCUGCAGGCCCUGCCUCUGGAGGCACGCCCUGGGCACUUCUCCUCGGUAGGGUGUGUCCUGGUGCCCCAGGCCCUUUGUGCUAUGAACCUAGUGUGUGAAGAGCUGGAGGAGGUUGGGAAUGGGGAAGACUGGAGAGGAAGGAGCAGGGCAGGACAGACAAGCUGCCGAUGUGGUGUCUGCUUCUCCAUGUGUCAGAGGGAAAGGCGGCACGUAGCCCAUUCAGAGGCAGGAUGGUCUCCCAUCCACGAGAGUGCCCAGGACUCUCCUGACCCUGUCUGUGCUCUCCUGCAAGCAGGGCAGAGGCAUGACAGUUUUCCAUCCUAGGCCAUCUUUCAAUCUGCCGAGUGCCAGCUUUCUUUAAGUCUGUAUCCCUUCACGUUAGAGGCAAGAGAGGUGGCAAAGUCACUCCUGGCAUUGAGAGCCAGUGCCACCGUGCCACUUGGCAUGAGACUGUGGAGGAAGAAGCCAAGAGCUGAGGUGUCCUCCUGUCCCUGUGGCCUCUCUGGACUCCACAAAAUGCUGUGGACUGAAAGGGGAGACUUCAGGAUGGGGCCACUGGCUUUCCCAGGUUUGGGAUCUGGGUCCUCUCAAUAAAUCGUUCCUUUCUUGAUCCUUACUCCCUUUCGAUCCUUCUGCUCCCUGCCCUCUGCCGGGUGCGGAGAAGGUGGCCAGGCUCGGUCUGCACCCCAGCCACAGGGGCAUCAGCCGAGUCACGCAGUGAGCACAAGAGAUCUGUAGCAGCUCAUCUGCCGCAUAAGCCACUCGGCCAAUGGAGUCCUCAUUCAGUUGUUUCAUGACCGUGUCAAGUGGAGUAAUGUCAUUCACCUUUACUAUACACAAGGCUGUGAGAACAUAAUAAACAGAACCUGAACAAGCUG
Galeopterus variegatus (Sunda flying lemur) is the source of this 5727-nucleotide messenger RNA. It is a transcript of the gene RGS8, whose product is annotated as regulator of G-protein signaling 8. The coding region runs from base 289 to 831 and encodes 180 amino acids. The transcript has 9 exons. The record is from RefSeq and is a predicted model, not a curated record. NCBI's taxonomy places the organism in Eukaryota, Metazoa, Chordata, Mammalia, Dermoptera, Cynocephalidae.